GAAAAUCGUAUAUUUUAAGGAAUGAUCCGACUCCUCCUGACAAGCGGUGGUAGAAGACAAUCGGCCUAACCAUUGCCGUUUAAUCAGGCUUCCGGUAAGCCUUCCAUAGAUCAGAAAUCAGGCUCCGGCCGCAGCGUCUCCCGGGUUCUAUACACACAGGAAGACGAGAGUUACAACACUAACUCGGCGUUGGAAUCCUGUAAACUCACCGUUCUCCUUCCUUAAGUUAUAAUCAUGGUGAAGCACAACAACAUAGUGCCUAACGGUCACUUUAAAAAGCACUGGCAAAACUAUGUGAGAACCUGGUUUAACCAACCCGCGCGAAAGACCAGAAGACGCUUUGCUAGACACAAGAAGGCUGCGAAGAUCUUCCCCCGCCCAACGGCUGGUCCCCUACGCCCGGUUGUCCGGUGCCAGACACUGAAGUACAACAUGAAGCCAAGAGCAGGUAGAGGCUUUACUCUUGAGGAACUAAAGGCUGCAGGAGUUGCGAAGAAGCUCGCCCCUACCAUCGGCAUUGCAGUUGAUCAUCGUAGGAAGAACCACUCCUUGGAAGGCCUCCAAGCCAACAUCCAAAGGCUUAAAACAUACAAAGCAAAGCUUGUGAUUUUCCCGAGGCAUGCCCGGAAUUUUAAGGCUGGUGAUUCUACUGCGGAGGAGCUUGCUUCUGCCGCGCAGGUGAAGGAUGGCUACAUGCCUGUCGUGCAUGAGCGGCCCUCAGUUCAGAUGGCGGAAGUUACAGAGGAAAUGAAGACGUUCAUGGCUUAUGGAAAGCUUCGUGUUGAGAGGAUGAACGCGCGGCAGCUUGGUGCCAGAUUGAAGAAGGCUGCUGAGGCCGACAAGGAAGAGAAGAAGUAAGAGAGAGAGAGUUUUGACAAUUAUUUUUGGGGGUAUUUACAUACAUACCAUGCAAUUCAUGUUUAUUUACAUAUUUGCACCUAUACUUUCAUCGCACAUUCAUUAAUUAGUGAAAUGCACUUUUUUUCAUGCGUAAGCAAGGUGGGGUUAGAUUUGGACAGAUUCUUCUGCUCC
Phalaenopsis equestris is the source of this 1032-nucleotide messenger RNA. Its product is annotated as 60S ribosomal protein L13-1-like. The record is from RefSeq and is a predicted model, not a curated record. Gene Ontology annotation, molecular function: RNA binding; structural constituent of ribosome. Gene Ontology annotation, biological process: translation. Gene Ontology annotation, cellular component: ribosome; cytosolic large ribosomal subunit. Lineage: Eukaryota; Viridiplantae; Streptophyta; Magnoliopsida; Asparagales; Orchidaceae. Bases 235 to 858 code for a protein of 207 amino acids. The transcript has 5 exons.